AUGCAGUUCUGUGUGGACUAUCGCAAGCUAAACGCCGUUACGGUUCGCGACUCCUACCCACUACCGCGCAUGGGCGAAUGUAUCGACUCGCUCGGCGAUGCCACUGACCGCGAUAAAACAACGUUCGCGUCGCAUUCGGGCCUCUACCGUUUUCUACGCAUGCCGUUCGCUCUCAAAAACGCGCCCGCGACAUUUCAACGAGCGGUCGACAUCAUCCUGUCCCGCGUGAAAUGGGAGACCGCGUUGGUCUACCUCGACGACUGCGGGUUUUUCGACACCUCCGUAACCUAUCUCGGGCACGUCAUCCGUCCGGGACAGUUGGAGGUGGAGCGACGCAACGUCAUAGCGAUCGAGCGCGCGCGCGCGCCUACGAAUCAAACGGAACUGCGAUCCUUUCUCGGGAUGUGCAACGUUUACCGAUGGUUUGUGCAGGGAUUCGCGAAGGUCGCCGCGCCGCUCAACAAGAAUACCGGCAAGAAUCAGCCCUACGACUUCGAGGUCUUAACCGAUGCGGAAUACGCGGCGUUUGAGGAGUUGAAGCGGCGCCUCGUGUCGCCGCCAAUCCUCGCGCUGCCCCGCUACGGACGGAAAUAUACGCUGGACACCGACGCGUGCGGACACCAAGUGGGUUGCGCCCUUCUACAGGAGCAACCCGAUGGAGGUACUCGACCGAUCGGAUAUUGGAGCCGCGCGUUGACCAAUGCGGAGCGCAAUUAUACGACUAUCGAAAAGGAAUGCUUGGCCGUAGUGUGGAGCAUCCUCACGCUACGACCGUACCUAUACGGAAGCGCGUUCAACCUCCGCACGGAUCACGAGGCCGUACGCUGGGUCCUCAAUUUAGCGGACAGUUCCGGUCGGCUCGCUCGCUGGCGCCUGCGCUUGGCGGAGUACAACUACGAAGUACAGUACCGCCCAGGCGUCAAGCACCAACUCGCGGAUGGCGUCUCGCGCCUACGCACCGACGGUGGAGACACCACUCCGGUCGAUGACGAGGUCUCGUGCUUCGUUGUCCAGUCGCAGGAAGGCAGUGCGUCCCUCCUGGGCAAGGUGCACUGGGACCUGACCCAAGACCGUCCGGACGGAUUUUACGUGCUCGCGGUUACUCCCGAGGAACGCGACGUCUCGUCCAUCUCGGUCGCGAAUUUCCUACGCGAGCAGGCCGACGACGCCUUCUGUCGCGCCGCGGCCGAUACGGUCGGAGAGCCGAACUCGAAGUUCGACGUCGACCGCUACGGUUUCCUCGUAAGGAAGUCCCCGCUGGACGGAACCCUACAGCGCGUCGUACCAAAUCGGUUGCGCCCCCGGGUACUGUACCUGGCACACCAUCCGAGGCUGGCCGGUCACCCGGGCGGGACGCGUAUGUACUACACCCUGCGAAGGGAGUAUUACUGGCCGCACCUGGCCAGUGACGCGUUUGCGACCGUACGGAACUGCACCUCUUGGGCUGCUACCCGCGGGACGCUUUUCAAGAACCAGAAGGAUCUCAGGCUGUUCCCGGCGGCAGGCCCCAUGGAGUUUGUCGCGAUGGACCUCCUGGGCCCGCUGCCCAAGACCGCGCACGGAAAUCAGCACGUACUGGUCAUUACCGAUCGGUUCUCUAAGCUAACCCACAGCAUACCACUACGGACCACCACCGCUUCGGUCGUCGCAAGUGCGUUCCUCGACAACUGGGUCUACGUCUACGGAGCGCCGCGCUACAUGUUAACCGACAAUGGCCCGCAGUUCGCCGCGAAAUUCUUCGACGCGGUAUGUGCCCUCCUGGGGGUGAGGCCUUAUCUCACGACAGCCUACCACCCCCAGACGAAUGGGCAAACCGAACGGUUCAAUCGCACGCUAGUGCAACGUCUCCGACACUACGUGGAGGAGCACCAGCGGGAUUGGGAUGACUACGUGCAACCGCUGACCUUCGCGUACAACACGCAGGUCCACCGGUCGACGGAGACCACUCCAUUCGACCUGGUGUUGACGCGACCACCGACCGGCUUGAUCCUCCCCGGUACUGUACCGCAGGACGCGGGGACCCACAUGGAGGACCCACGGACCCCGGUGCAGUACAAGAGGGCCACGCUGCGCAAGCUCCGCGACGCUCUCGACCGCGCACGGACGAAACUCACCGCAUCGCAAAAGCAGUACAAGGAUAAUUUAGACAGGAAGGUCCGCUUCCGUCCGGUCGUGAGGGCGGGCGAUUUCGUCUACGUGGAUCGCCCGCCCCGUACGCUGACAAGCGUCGAGCGUCGUAUGCGUGUGCAAAGUCCGACCGAUACGGAGGACCUCUCCGUCAAGCUGUUGCCCAAGGCGGAGGGUCCAUUUAACGUGCGCUCCGCUACGGAUACCACGGUCCUUAUCGAGCAGGACAGCGUAGAGAACCGCGUGAGCAUCGACCGCGUGACUAAGAUGCCACGCGGGCCGGGGAUAGUGCCACCCCCGCAGCGGCGACCGAAUCUGAGGUUCCCGCGGCCGCCCCGAGUGCAGAGUACGUCGUUGACCGCAUCGUCGGACACCGUACAGCGCGGGGCGGGACCCAGUACAAGGUGCGCUGGUACGGAUAUACCGCUUCGGACGACACGUAUGAGCCCGCCGAUGGGCUCCCGCAGCCGUUCAUAG
Messenger RNA from Chondrus crispus (carragheen), 2604 nucleotides. RefSeq lists its product as hypothetical. Bases 1 to 2604 code for a protein of 867 amino acids. The record is from RefSeq and is a predicted model, not a curated record. The transcript is spliced from 3 exons. Gene Ontology annotation, molecular function: nucleic acid binding. NCBI's taxonomy places the organism in Eukaryota, Rhodophyta, Florideophyceae, Gigartinales, Gigartinaceae. Gene Ontology annotation, biological process: DNA integration.